Molecule: messenger RNA, 1155 nt
Organism: Peronospora matthiolae
Lineage: Eukaryota; Oomycota; Peronosporomycetes; Peronosporales; Peronosporaceae
Source: the annotation of a GenBank genome assembly
AUGAAUAUGUUGGAUGAUGAAGAUGACCAAAGCUUUCACGCUACGCGUGACGGCUACUCCCAUUUGAGCGAUGUCGAAUGGGAUGCGGUUGAACGAAUGGGUUCGACCAUGGGCAUCCAUGCUGUUAGCGUCAUGCUAGAGGCUCUCAAUAGAGAUGCCCAACAUGCUACUAUCGCCAAGUUCAUUCAAAAUGAACUUGACGCAGAACGCGAGAAAGUAGCCUUGCUUCACCAACAAGGUUCUCAACAAGCAGAGUUGUUGAGAGAACAAGGUGCUCAACAGUUUGAACUGUUGAGACAGCAGCAGGCUGCUGCUGGCGGGUCGAUGCACUCGCGUCGACCCGAGACUUUGAAGAUUGACAUCUCAAAGUAUAGAGGGGUCGAAGAAGACUCCCUCUUGAGAUGGUUCGUCGAAUUGGAUGACGCCAUAAGGGCGCGUCGCAUCGACGACGGGGAUAUGCAAGUUGCAUUUGCCCAAUCAAAUCUGGCAGGACGUGCCAAGACUUGGGCACUGGGGCUCAAGCUGCACGACCCAUAUGCGUUUGGGUCGUUGGAAGUCUUCAAGUCGCGGCUCAGACAAACGUUUGAACCGCCUAGAGCUGAGUUCAGGGCUCGAACCGAACUCUUGAAGCUCAAGCAGGGUAAGCGUGAUGUGCACGCUUACGCUCAACACAUACGACAUCUUACGAGUUGUAUAAGUUCCAAUCCAGUGGAUGAACACACGUUGGUUUCGGUGUUCAUGCAGGGUCUUGCGGAUGGUCCCGUCAAGACUCACCUGUUCCGGCUUGAACUAGAUUCACUAGAACAAGCCAUUUCCAUUGCGGAGCAGGAAGACUUCAGUCUGAGACAGGCUCGCGCCAGCUCGACAUCAUAUCGUCAACCGAGACGAUAUGACAACGGAGGUUCAGAGCCGAUGGAACUCUGUUAUGUAGAGAGCGAGAAGGUUCGCUCUACAGGCUACAAGAAGUUGCAGAGAUGCAACAGAUGUCAGAAGACAGGACACUACGCUUACGAGUGUAGUGCCCCUCGUCCAGUGUCUCGCGACACUGGGCGUAGUGACCGUCCACCCAUGAGAAAGGGGCAGGGACGAGGGUCCGCAGUUGGUGCAAAGACGCAACAACGGGAUGGACCGUCAAAAAACGGACAGGAUCAGUAG